Desarmillaria tabescens is the source of this 762-nucleotide messenger RNA. RefSeq lists its product as uncharacterized. NCBI's taxonomy places the organism in Eukaryota, Fungi, Basidiomycota, Agaricomycetes, Agaricales, Physalacriaceae. Bases 1 to 762 code for a protein of 253 amino acids. The transcript has 6 exons. The record is from RefSeq and is a predicted model, not a curated record.
AUGGCCGAGAUGGGUCACGACUUCGUCGACUGGUUUCGAGAGAGGAGAGCGAGAAGUCCAUUGAUUAGGUCCGUUUCAGUUGUAGAAGCUUUAGGGAUCCGGGAUAAGAAACUAUUGAGAUAUGGUUUGCGAGGUGGGAUCGGCGUGUUUGCCGCUGCGGUCUCAGAUGAACUUGAAGAUGAAAGGAUAUCACGCAUUGACUUGGGUAGUAAGGAUUGCAGCUUCCUGAAGGUGUCGUGGACAAUGGAAAGAAGGACAAUGAGUGCCACUCGCAAGGCUACCGGGAAGAAUACAUGGGCCGGAUUGACGUCUCUGACUACCGGUAUCGCGGACCGGUGGUACCGGUGUUUUCCCCAGACGAACUUGUUCUCCUUCUACAUCGUCCUCUCAGUGAUAAGCGCUCAGUACUCAGUGAAGAUAGAUUGCAUACAUAGACCGCCAAGCUCGGUCUCUCAUGUUAGUGGUCUUCUAGCAAAGGCGGCAGAGGAACAGUCUGACAUGUUCUUACCUAUUAUGUUCGGGUGCUAUGAUUUGCGUAAGAAAUUCCUCCUCAAGCAGAACCUGAAAGGCUUAUGCCGUCGGUCGGAUUUUCGACAGCAAGUUUUCUGGAAUAACUCGAGCGCUGUGAAAUGGUUCAUGGGAAAAUCAUCGCAAAUUCGACGGACAAGUCGGACCUCUUCUACGGCUUGGACGGCCAUGAAGAUCUUCAAGGCCACAGAUGAAGGGAUAUGCGCCUUUGAUGGGGAAGGCAUACUUGCAUGA